CCAAUCACACACGCGUUUACUUGCUGACGAGCCAGUACCAACAUGGCAGCGCUCUGAGUUCUGCAGGAAGGAACCAGGAGUAAAUAAAGGCAUAUUUGACGUUUUAGCAGUGGCGACAGCGUCCGGACGUCUGUGUUUACGACUGGUUGGACCUGUGAGGGAAAAUGUCGAGUGACGGGAGUAAAAAACAGUUCUGGAAAAGAAACGCAGCGAAGGUUCCUGGCAGCAUUCAGCAUGUGUAUGGCGCACAACACCCACCUUUUGAUCCACUUCUCCAUGCAAACUUGAUUAAAGCGGGCAACAAGCCGUCUCCCACCACGCCCGGCAAGCCCAAGAAGGCCACAACUUUCCAGGAGUUCGAGAGCAUCACCAGCGACGCCUGGGACGUCGGAGAUGAUGACGACGAGCUCCUGGCCAUGGCUGCACAGAACCUUAACAUUGAGGUUGUUAUGGAGACAGCCAAUAAGGUGAUCGAGAAUCACAGCAAGCUGCAGGAGAGACAGAAGCUGGACGACACCACGGAGUCGCCUCUGAGAGGGGACGACGACACGCAAGAGGUGGAAGAUGAGGAGGACGAGGACGAGGACGAUGAGGAUGACAGAGUGGAGGAGGGAGACUUGGCCAGUCCAGAGGUUUUGUUUCCCUUCCAGAGCAGUCCCGACACUGAGGGACGCUUGGUUAAAUCCCAAAGCGAAGCACCUAUUGGAUCACCGAAAGAUACAGCAGGUGAGCACGCCGCCCUCUACAGACAGCGCUCUCUGCCCCACCGGCCCCCCGUCAUCCCACUCGUAGCUCGCAUGGCUGACCAGAACACGUCAGGCACUCCAGCCAUGACUGAGAGGGAGGCGUCACGUCUAGAUAAAUUCAAGCAGUUGUUGGCUGGCCCCAACACAGAUCUUGAAGAACUUCGAAAACUCAGCUGGUCUGGAAUCCCGAGACAAGUUCGACCAAUCACAUGGAAGCUCCUCUCUGGUUACCUGCCAGCCAACGCAGAGAGGCGAGACAAUGUCCUCCAGAGGAAGCGACAGGAAUAUUUUGGCUUCAUCCAGCAGUACUACGACUCCCGCAAUGACGAGCACCAUCAGGACACGUACAGACAGAUUCACAUUGACAUACCGAGAACUAAUCCUCUUAUUCCCCUCUUUCAACAAGCUUCUGUCCAAGAGAUAUUUGAACGCAUCCUCUUCAUUUGGGCCAUACGGCACCCUGCCAGCGGCUACGUUCAAGGCAUCAAUGACCUGGUAACGCCGUUUUUUGUGGUCUACGUCUUUGAGUACAUCGAGGAAGAAGUGGAAAACUUUGACGUGUCCAGUCUCCAGGAAGAGGCUCUGAGGAACAUCGAAGCUGACAGCUUCUGGUGCAUGAGCAAGCUUCUGGAUGGCAUCCAGGACAACUACACUUUUGCACAGCCGGGCAUCCAGAGGAAAGUCAAGGCCUUGGAAGAGCUGGUCAGCAGGAUUGAUGAGUCAGUGCAUCAUCACAUGCAGCAUUACGAGGUAGAAUACUUGCAGUUUGCCUUCCGUUGGAUGAACAACCUUUUGAUGAGGGAGCUGCCGCUACGAUGCACCAUUAGACUGUGGGACACCUACCAGGCUGAACCAGAGGGUUUCUCCCAUUUCCAUCUGUAUGUUUGUGCAGCCUUCCUGGUGAGGUGGAGGAAAGAGAUUCUAGAGGAGCGAGACUUUCAGGGCCUGAUGAUUCUUCUCCAGAACCUUCCCACAAUGCACUGGGGCAAUGAAGAAGUUAGCGUGCUCCUGGCCGAGGCCUACAGGUUGAAGUUCGCCUUCGCCGACGCCCCCAACCACUACAAGAGAUGAUGACUCUUCUUCAUCUUCCUCCUGGUGAUUCUUUUUCCCUCCAGGUUUGGCCAAAGGAUCUUUGAGCGAUAAUAACUGAGAGGACGUAGCACUGAACAUAUUGACGUGAAACCCUUUUUUUUAUUUGUAUUUGCUUUGGUCAUCAUCAAAUUUUGCAAAUCCCACGGAAAAGCACCCUCAGAUGCGACGCAGAGCGUUUGCUUGCGAUCGCCUGGGGGUGUUCUGGCUUUAUUCUCUGCAAAGAUAUGACCUUUUUUUGGCAGUUUUGUCAAGUCAACGCGAGGCGGCAGAAAGGGCAGAGCGCAUGGCGUACAUAACUGAGCCUUCUCUCCUGGUCAACCUUGACGAACAUGACCUCCUCAGCUCCUUUCCCCUUUCCCUUUUUUUUCCACCGCUUUCACCUUGCCCCUGUGGGAUAAGACUUGUUCUUGACAACAUCUGCAGGCUGAGAGGAUUCCCCCUCCUUUACGUCCGGAGAGCUUCAUCAGCAUCCAAAUAAACCAAGCACUGGGAGUAAGAA
Messenger RNA from Dunckerocampus dactyliophorus (ringed pipefish), 2337 nucleotides. It is a transcript of the gene tbc1d22a, whose product is annotated as TBC1 domain family, member 22a. Gene Ontology annotation, molecular function: GTPase activator activity. The transcript is spliced from 14 exons. Bases 165 to 1817 code for a protein of 550 amino acids. The record is from RefSeq and is a predicted model, not a curated record. Gene Ontology annotation, biological process: activation of GTPase activity. Lineage: Eukaryota; Metazoa; Chordata; Actinopteri; Syngnathiformes; Syngnathidae.